Juglans microcarpa x Juglans regia is the source of this 2543-nucleotide messenger RNA. Its product is annotated as DEAD-box ATP-dependent RNA helicase 50. NCBI's taxonomy places the organism in Eukaryota, Viridiplantae, Streptophyta, Magnoliopsida, Fagales, Juglandaceae. Bases 160 to 2316 code for a protein of 718 amino acids. The transcript is spliced from 9 exons. Gene Ontology annotation, molecular function: RNA helicase activity; nucleic acid binding; ATP binding. The record is from RefSeq and is a predicted model, not a curated record.
GAUCUUUUUUCUGUGUUAUCUGUUAUAAACAAUCGAGUAAAGCCAGAAGCGGCAGAACACUCGCACAUCCGCCAUUUUCGUACGUUAGAAAGAAGAAAUGUCUUGAAAAACUUGGUUAUAAUUUUUCAUUGAGAUAUAUUCAAGAGAAGCAUAAAGGAAAUGCUGCUGGCAAAAGCUCCUCCAACUCCAGUCACUGUACACUUGAGCCACAAACCUAAAUUCAGAUUCCUUGAAACGAACUGGAAGUCAUCCCCCAACCGCCAUGAGAGCGGGUUCAGAUUGGUUGUUAGAGCUGGGUAUAGGCGCACACCGAUGGAAAACCCUGGAGCUUAUCAGCUGAUCGAUGAUGACACAGGCGAAAAGUUCAUUGUUUGGGGAGGAAGCGAUGAAGAUCAUCAUCAUGAGUCUCCUAUUCCUUCUAAGGACGUUCUCUCUUGGAACCCCUCUACUGCUCCCACCACGGUUCCCAUUUCAAAUCAAAAUGAGCGGUACAAUAAUUUAAAUGAUGCCAGAAAUACGGAGGCUUCCGUCAAUAGUAAUACUGCUAGUGAAGCACGUGCCAGGGGUUUUGCUGCAAAUUUUGGAAGAUUAAAAGCACAGAGAGUGCGAGCUCUAGUAAAAAAUACUUCUCAGAUAAAGCAAGAUGUGACAGAAAAUGACGACAAAAUUACUUAUAAAAAAAAAGAAAAUGACGACAAAAUCUUUGUAGAAGAUAGUUCAUUUGGUAAGCAUGUCAUUUCACAUCCUAAACAGGAACGUAUUGGGAGAAAGAAUAAAGAAAUUGCCUUCAGAAAUAGAGGAAGAGUUCCAGGAGCCUCCCAAUCCCAAGAAACCAGUGACAUGAUGCAAAUAACAGGGACAGCAGACAAUUUUGAUCAUUCUCCAAAACAUGGUUUUGAACCACACUUAGAGAAUCUAAACACACCGGGUAAACCUAACAAAUCAGAUACUAAAACUCAGAUAUCAGAUAUUUCAGUGCCAAGAGGUUCUGCUCGGAACCUAAGAGGUUGGGGCAGUGCAGGGUCCAUAGAUAACUAUCAAUCUGAAGACAUUCUAAAGCGAAUGAGGAAAUUGUCUACUGGCAGGGUGGACUUUUUCAGUAAAAAAUCAUUUGGAGAAUUGGGCUGCAGUGAAUUUAUGAUUGAAUCUUUAAGAGGGUUACGUUUCUCGCGCCCUUCACAUAUACAGGCCAUGGCAUUUCCAUUUGUUAUUGAGGGAAAUAGCUGUAUCAUAGCUGACCAAAGUGGAUCGGGAAAGACAUUGGCUUAUCUUGCACCAAUAAUUCAGCGUCUGAGGCAAGAAGAACUUCAAGAACUUAGCAAAACCUCGUCACAAAGUCCUCGAGUUGUUAUCAUCGUACCAACUGCCGAGUUGGCUUCCCAGGUUUUGCAUAAUUGCAGAGCAAUCUCAAAAUCUGGGGUUCCAUUCAAAUCUAUGGUUGUGACUGGUGGUUUUCGACAGAGAACUCAAUUGGAAAAUCUAAAACAGGGUGUUGAUGUUCUAAUUGCAACGCCUGGUCGUUUUAUGUUUCUGAUUAAAGAAGGCUUCUUGCAGUUAAUAAACCUAAGAAGUGCUGUGUUGGAUGAGGUCGACAUACUCUUUAAUGAUGAGGAUUUUGAAGUAGCACUGAAAAGUUUGAUAGAUUCUUCACCUGUUACCGCACAAUAUCUAUUUGUGACUGCAACUUUGCCAAGAGACAUAUACAACAAACUAGUUGAAAUAUUUCCUGAUUGUGAAGUGAUCAUGGGGCCUGGUAUGCAUCGUAUAAGCCCUGGCCUUGAAGAGGUUCUUGUAGACUGCAGCGGACAAGAUGAGAUUGAGAAAACUCCAGAAACUGCUUUUUUGCAUAAGAAAUCUGCUCUACUGCAGCUGGUGGAGGAAAGCCCAGUUUCCAAAACAAUUAUUUUCUGUAACAAGAUUGAGACAUGUAGAAAAGUUGAGAAUGCUUUAAAGCGUCUUGACAGAAAAGGGACUCGCGUCCAAGUUCUACCCUUCCAUGCUGCUAUGGAACAAGAAUCAAGGCUUGCAAAUUUCAAGGAGUUCACCCGUAAUCAGACAGAUAGAGUCUCUCAGUUUUUGGUUUGCACUGAUAGAGCAUCACGCGGAAUUGACUUUACUGGGGUGGAUCAUGUUGUACUCUUUGACUUCCCACGUGAUCCUAGUGAAUAUGUGCGUCGCGUUGGAAGAACUGCUAGAGGUGCCAGUGGGAAGGGUAAGGCAUUCGUCUUCGUGGUUGGAAAGCAAGUCUCCCUUGCACGAAAUAUAAUGGCAAGAAACCAAAAGGGUCACCCAUUGCACGACCUGCCAUGUACAUAGUAGCUGAUGAGUGAGAAAGCUGCUUGUUGAACGGGGUACUGAUGCAAAAGCUGACUUUGCCAUUGGAAAAUAGCUGUUGAUUUUAAUGAUCUUACUGUGGAAGAAAGUCCAUGCAAUUGCUUGUUUUAGAUAUCAGAUGAUGAUGUUGAGAUGAUGAUGUUGAUCCCAGAAUACUGUGGGAAACACAGUUUUGAAUUUCUCAUGUAUAUUUCGAGCUUGUUCUCUCA